This is a messenger RNA of Brienomyrus brachyistius, 1368 nucleotides long. It is a transcript of the gene dtymk, whose product is annotated as deoxythymidylate kinase (thymidylate kinase). Bases 314 to 973 code for a protein of 219 amino acids. Gene Ontology annotation, molecular function: dTMP kinase activity; ATP binding. The transcript is spliced from 5 exons. Gene Ontology annotation, biological process: dUDP biosynthetic process; dTTP biosynthetic process; dTDP biosynthetic process. The record is from RefSeq and is a predicted model, not a curated record. Gene Ontology annotation, cellular component: mitochondrion; cytosol; cytoplasm. Lineage: Eukaryota; Metazoa; Chordata; Actinopteri; Osteoglossiformes; Mormyridae.
AAAACGCAUCACUCAUACAAAACCCUGUAAUGCCUGUAAGCUAUAGUACCGUUUUAGAACUGUUAAGCUUAAACAACACAUCUUAUCUUAUACUUACACAACACAUGAGUAGAAAUAUUUUAUGCGCAUAUAAAGCCGCAUUUACGGCUCGCAUACGUCCUUCGUAGGCCGGAGCCCCUCCUCGACGUAACGAUGCGACCGACGUUCAUCCUAUAGCCGUCCUACGUCCGUUAUAGAAAAGGCGCGCAAUAUUAAUAGCGCCCAGCUGCCUGAGCAAAGAAAACGAGAGAAAGUGAGUAUUUAAACAAUAAGAAUGACGGGCAGAAGAGGGGCUCUCAUCAUACUGGAAGGGGUUGACAGGGCUGGCAAAACUACGCAGUGCAAAAAGCUGGUCGAGGCGCUGCAGAAAAAUGGUCGGCCGGCUGAAAUGAUGAGAUUUCCAGACCGAACAACUACGAUCGGCCAGAUGAUUAGCUCCUACCUUGAGAAGAAGACCAACCUGGAGGACCACACAGUGCACUUGCUUUUUUCUGCCAACCGCUGGGAACUGGCGCCUCUGAUGAAGGAGAAGCUGCAGCAGGGUGUGAGUCUCGUGGUGGACAGAUAUGCCUUCUCGGGUGUGGCCUUCACCAGCGCCAAGCCAGGGUUCUGCUUGGAGUGGUGCAGGAACCCGGAUGUGGGGCUGCCCAAACCGGACCUGGUGCUGUUCUUAAAGUUGAGCCCGGACGAGGCAGCAAGUAGGGGUCAGUUUGGGGCCGAGCGCUACGAGACCAGCGACUUCCAGCAAGCUGUGCAGGACAGGUUUAAACAGCUGAUGAAGGAUCCAUCCUUGAACUGGCAGGAGAUGAAUGCCGCCAAGGACGUGGAGGAUUUGCACCAGGAGAUCCUGAAGCGGAGCAAAGCUGCGAUCGCAGAGGCCGAAAACCAGCCGAUUAAAGAGCUGUGGAAGGAAGGAAGUACUGUGCCCUGCUGACUGGCCCUCCAGUCAGGCAGCUGCUACGGUACACAGCUGGACGUGAUCCCAAGCUGCACCCCACUGCACAAACGGCUCACUGGCAUCUGUCUGGUUGGACACUGCUGAUGUUGGGAUGAAGAUGAGAACCUGAAGCUAUUUCUUAUAACAUAUCACCUGCCAUAGCACCUCAGAAAAGAACAUUUUUGCAGUUCUAGUCUGAAAUAUAUAUUUAUUACCUAUUAGACACAAUACAUCUGCUAUGUUUGUCAUUACCCACAAAGUGCGAACCUCAAAACUUUUGAUUUUAAUGAGUUUUAACUUUAUUUCAUUUUAUGACAUUCCUGCAGUAUGUUUAUACUGCCGGGGUUGCGUUUUAAGUGGCAUCCCAUAAUAAACACAACGGCCGAAGGUAA